CCGGUAAGCAAAAGUUGCCUGUAUUGGGCAACACCGCUCUUCCUUAAUUUACAGAUUGUCACACGAAAAUUUAAGUAAGUCUAAUAAUAUAUGUAUACAAUUAAAAUCACAUAUAACAAUUGUUUAUAGAACUAGGUAAGUAUCGGGGUUGUCAGACAUGCAGUAGAAAAUAGUAAAAAAGUAAAAAAAGGAAUUCGUUUAUAAAACGAAUUAACGUUUUUGCAUUAUUAAAAUAUUAUUUUAUUAAAUACCUACUUUUCUGUAACUAUGCAGUUAUUUUAUAUUUUAUUAAUGAGGGUACACAAUAAAAGUGCGUUACUACUUACUAUGUAGUAAACUUAUGACUGUAUGGAGUGUUCCGCAGAUAAGGUGUCAGAUGGUGUGAUAUCGUUAUCGUUAUCAAGUGAUAACUGAUAAAUGAUAAGACAGUCAGUGAGUAGUGUUCCUUGGCUCGACACGCAUCAUGCCGCUUUGAACUAUGGAGUUGGACCUGUUAAUAGUGACGUCGGUGCUGGGCGGCGUGUCGUUGCUCCUGCUAGUGCUGGUGCUGGUGCUGUUCCUGCAGCUUAACUCCUUGAAGAGGCAGCUGAGGCAGACUCCUUCUAUAAGAGUGCAGAAACUCAGGAUGGACGACAAGAACCACGCCUUCCAAAACCCGACGAUUUCGCCUGAUGAGGAGCUGUCCCGGCGCGGGUACUCAAUGUACGUGGCCGACGACGCCGAGAGGGCAGCCGAGCGGCAGACGGGUGGGCAGUUCGUAGAGGAACUCUCUCGAGAGCUGGACCACCGGCAGCAGCGGCAGUCCACGGCACCGCCGUUCCUGCUGCAGAGCAUCCAGGAGAACAAGCGGAAGAGCCUGUCCAACCCUGCGGCAAGGCAGAGCGAGACUAACCCCAACUUUAUCUACUAAAAACUGGAUAAUGCCGAGAACGUCUUCAACAUAUAAGCAGUGCGAAACUAACCCUAGCUUAAUAUUAAAACAUUAGCAGAAGGUCAUGGUUCUAUUUGCAUUCCGGUUGCUGAAUAUCCAGGAGAACAAGGAAGAGCCUGCCCAAUCCUGCUGCGAGGCAGGCUGUCACAAACUCCAACUUUAUCUACUAAAAACUGAGAACAAACAGAGAGCGUCUCCAACAGAUACACAGCGCCAAACUAACCCUAACUUGAUGUAUUAGUACCCUAACAGAAGGCCAUGGUUCCAUUCCUGCUGAAGAGCAUCCAGGAGAUCAAAAAAGCUUGUCCAACCCCGCGGCUAGGCAGAGCUAGACGAACUUUAACUGUAUAUACUAAGUGCAGCAGAAGUCCAUAUCUCUGUUCUUACCUUCCUCCGCAGAAAGACAAAUGAAAAGCUACUUUUAACUCCGUAUAGGGCACAGAAAACCCUAAAUUCAUAUACUUACUAGCCCAUCUUAUACGUUUAUUAUGCGGUGAUAGCGCUGAUAUCAUGAAUUUGUUAUUGGAAUUGAAAAUCUAAUGAAUCGGCCUUGAUUCCUCGAUUUCAACACUGGUACUAUAUUAUACCAUGUCCUUCUCUAUCUUUCUAUUCUGUUUACCGAAUAAUUAGGUGUUAUUGUAAUCCCUAUGAUCUUUUAAUAAUGUGAUGAACUUACAGACUUAUAUCUGACGGCAUAAUAAGUGCCAAGUAAAAUGAAAAUCUUGCCAAAGGCAACCAGAGUCAAGACAAGAAGUCAGUAUGGCAAGACAAGACAGUCCAAAAAAUUACAAAUAUUUAUUUAGGUAAUGUUUACUUUUAGUGCACGAAAUAAGCAUGGUUUUUGCUAUAGCAUUUCUCUGUCAUAUGUAUAAGCAUGUGUGUAGCACCAAAAAUGUGAGAACAGUCCUUAAUUCCUUAUGUAAGCAGUUCCGCUGUUCCAGAUUGCAGAAAAUGCAUGUGCCAAAUAAACUCCAAUAUUUUAAAAUGGAUGCGAAGCUUGGUUUAAAACUGGUAUUGUCUGCUGUGUGAGCACACGAGGACGCACCAGUGCGCUCAUUCACCACACAAUGCCGACUGUGAGUGAAAAUGCUUUUUAACCAGCUUUCGAAAGAAAACUACGGUUCAAAAAGAUAAUAAUUUAUUUUAAGGUUUACAAUUAAGUACGAUUAAAGCUACUCUAAAUCUU
Molecule: messenger RNA, 2117 nt
Organism: Cydia pomonella (codling moth)
Lineage: Eukaryota; Metazoa; Arthropoda; Insecta; Lepidoptera; Tortricidae
Exons: 4
Coding region: 479-910 (143 amino acids)
Source: RefSeq, a predicted model, not a curated record